AUGGAUCCCCCUCGGACGUCCCACGGGGUUAAGGAUGGCUUGCUGCUCGAUCCAGCGGCCUCCUGUGCGGAGGCACCCUCCAAUAACACCGACAGCAGCAGCAGCAGUACCACAUCAGCUGCCCUAUUUUCGCCCACAACACAGGCAUUGUUUGCUGGGGGGGCCUCCCCCGAAGAGGCGUUGGCUGCUUCCGCCGAAGGCUUGUGGAGGGGAUACUUGUGUGGGCAGCUGGUAAAUGUGACGAAAGCGGCUUUGUGGUGGUCUUCUUUUGGGGUCCUGUCGGUAUCUCUAUUGGGGAAUCCCCUGGGUGUCGGAGUGCUUCGGGGGGCCUUCAACAUGGCUCUCGUGUUACUCUCACCCUUAGCCUCAGCUGCAGCGGAGAGGAUCUCGAUGUGGCGUUUACUGCUCGUAACAACGGCUUCUCGCUGGUUCAUUUGGAGUGUAGCCGUACCGGCCGCUUGGCUGUGGCUAUUCGUGUAUCUCGACAGGCCACUGGUGUUUUGGGGGGUUGCAGGAACUCUCGUUUUCUUAGACGGAGCUCAUGUGGCGUUCGCAAAUGUUGUGGAUAUGGAUUGUGGGGGUCUCGAUUCGCUUGCGGCACAGACUGGGAUCCCUAUUUGGGAGAGCCUUAGAGAGAGAUUCAACAAGCUUCAUCGCAUCACGUUUGAUGUGUCGUUUAUCCUCUUUACACCUCCGGUGGCACUGCUGAUGGUCGCCCUUGUGCCGCUUUGUCCCCUCCCGGCUCCCCUUGCAGACCUGCUCAGCAUGCAUAAAGGACUCCACCAGCGCGUGGGCCUCAUUGGGAGCCAGGCAGUUGUCUUUGGGGCCCUCUCCUGCCUCUCUCUGUGUUUCUAUAUCUGCGGAAGGCCCUCUCGACGUGGCAUUUCCUUUGGUCGGGGAAAUGCGGCUGGAUCUUUGCCGCAAGAGGGGAUCAACGCUUCAAGACAUGGGGGCACCGAGUGGGAAGGAGCUCCUGGAGGCAGUCUUUGUAGUGAGGACUCCUUUACCGAAUGUUCUGGGGAAAGUGAAGCCCCUUCCUUGUGUAGGGAGACGGUGUUGCGCAUUGCAGAGAUCAAAGAAGGCUGUUCCGCGGUUCUUAGUAAUAGGCCGCUAGCGUGGCGCGUGCUGUUUUUGGCCAUGGAAACAGCUCUAGAGGACGCUGUUGUCUCAGUUGUACUGCCUCUCCUCUCUCUCUAUACACCCCAGCUCUUUGCCGCCACACCCGGCGAUGCACUCACCGCAAAUGCAUGGGCUGCAGCUCUUAUCGCGGCUGGAAAAGCGGGGGGGUGCCUGACAGGGGCCGUUAUGGGUCCCUUCUGGAGGACUCCGGAAGCCCCCACACGCCGUAGCCGGUAUAAGGCUCUAUUUUGGAGUGUUUUUGCUUCUGUAGCAGCCUUGCUGUUGAUACCAGGCGCCCUGUUGCUACACGAAAUGGGCGUCCUUCGAUGGUGCUGCAUUCUGAUGAUAUUCGUCUCCUCCUUUCUCUUCUUCGCAUGCAGCGCGGCCCCUAAAAUGGGAUUUGCUGCACUGCUGCAAGGUCUUGUGUCUUCUCAGCAGCUUGCAUGCAAGGUCUUUGGGUUUGUCGGGGUCUUCGUUACGGUUGUUGACGCCGUGGUGAUUUUGAGCAUCAACGCACUCUUCGCGUGCCUUCUUCCAAAGGGACCUCUUAUUGCUACAGCAGCUGUCUGCCUUUUCUUCCUCAUACACGGCCUUCUUGAGGCCACACUGGGCCCCUUCCUGGUAUUAGAGGGGCAGGAAAAUGAGGAUGAAGUCGAGAGAGCCCUCGAAAGAGACGCAGGGGCACUGCGGCAACCUUACAACAACCCUACUCAUUUGGAUCGACACGCCGUUGGUGGGCAUACACCACAACAGAUGGAAGCCUUCGUCCAUAGGGACAGGUCAGCGCCCUCUACGGCGUGCACCAGCACGUGA
Cyclospora cayetanensis is the source of this 1932-nucleotide messenger RNA. RefSeq lists its product as uncharacterized. The transcript has a single exon. Lineage: Eukaryota; Apicomplexa; Conoidasida; Eucoccidiorida; Eimeriidae. The coding region runs from base 1 to 1932 and encodes 643 amino acids. The record is from RefSeq and is a predicted model, not a curated record.